ACAAGCCGCCAUUUUGUUUGUUCGGACAGACCGUCAGAAACGGAGGAGAUAACCGAGAGAAGGAGCCACUCCGGAGGAAAGAGUGGCCAAAACCAGUCCUCAUUUCCAAGAGAGAAAGCAUCACCUGAACGAUAAGAAGUCAGUCGAGGGAAGACCGAGUCGGUGAUAAAUAAAUAUAUAUGUAUACAUUUAUCCAUCCAUAUAUAUAUAUAUAUAUAUUUAUAUAUAUAUAUAUGAAUGCAUGAGAAGGAAAGACUCGGAGUAAUUCAAGGAAGGGGGUGUUUUGCGGAGCGCCGUCGGAGGAGAGGCGGAAGAGGGCUCUACAUUACCACAACGAGGAAAAACCUGCGAAAAGGGGGGGUGGGAAACAUCAACAUGAAAAAUCAUUAUGUGUCCAUCGCGGAGGAAGGAAAGAAUCCGCAUAGACAAUUAUAUAAAUAAAUUGCUGCCGGGCAGAAGGGAGAGGUGGAAAGAAAGACUGGUCAAAAGAGAAGAGGGAAAUUGCCAGGAUAAACGCGAAGGGGGGGGGGGCAUUCUCCAUCACAAAGAGUCAAUGAGAGGAUUUUGUCAGCCCAAAAAUAUUUUAAGGGGGUGUCAAUAUUAGUGUGCCGAUCAGAAGCUUUCCGCGAAAUAGCCAUAAUUUCUUCGCGACCCACCGUCAUUUUUUUUAAAUCCCAUUUUCGCCUGUGGCUCUUUGGCUGUGGUCCGACGGUGUCCGUGUGUCUUUUCUUUUGCUCUUCGCCGGCAUGGCCAAGACACCGCACAACCACUGAGUAACGGGUGUCUUUUUGUUGUUGUCGUUGGAAUAUGCAUCUUUCUUUUCCUUAUCUGAGAUUUCAAGUGCUUCAACCGAGCGAACACCGGGGGAGGAACCUCGCGCGGAGCGCAAGAUAAGUAACCUCUGCAAAAUCAAACUAAUUGGAUCAAUCUGACUGUCUGCUGAUUGCCAAUUGACGCCGUGAUUGCCCCCCAGAACUGUACCGUAAACCAAGCCGGCAUCAUAAUCGAUUGCAGAGUUUUUUGAUAAAGACUUUUUUUCAUCUAUUUACAACCUUUUCCAAUCAUCGCCGAACGCGAGCGGCGAACUCGCGCGGAAACCGGCCGCAAACAACCGAAUGUGCAAAUACGAGUGUGUCUCUUUCUGACCCAGUGCCUUGCGUGGUUGAACACUCAAAGUGCACAUUUUAGUCAAGCAUGCACGUGCAACCGAGUAGUCAUGCAUGGAAACACACAUCCGCAGUGUACGACCCUUUAAUUUGAGUAAACUGCGAGUGUGAGACUGGAUCCGGUGCUUUUCAUCUUUCAGCAGGACUGCUACGCCAAUGAAGUUGUUUCCCCCCCCUGUGGGUAUUGAAUCUGAAAGUACAACCCACGCUUUAAUCGUAUUGAGAACCACUACCGGUAGUCUCCUAUCACCCGACGACCGCCUCCUCGGUGUGGCAACGCGAAUGGACUCCGUGGGGUCGACAUCAGUGAGAUGUCUAUUCAGGUGAGGGAAAUGGUGAAAGCAACCGAGGCUCUCGUAACUGUUGCAUGAGAGAAAGGCCUCCAGGAGUUAACCCCGGGGAUCUACAUUCACAGUUAUCAUAUUCCUUGCCCCUGACCCGAGACUCCCCACCGGAUCGCUUUCAGACUUGAAAUACGGGAUUUUUCUCCGCCGGCUAUGGCGGACAGGACCGAGUGCAGCACGGAGGACGGAUCUCGGGACAAUUCUCGUGUCGCAGACGAGGCUGCAUGAGGUUGUCAGAGGGCCGCACGCUUGCCCCUUUUGCCGACUCCACCUUCCCACCUCCUCCUGUUCAAAUCUGAGAAGAAAUUCCAUCUGCGGCAGGGGAGGGGGGCUGAUAUCCACAGAGGGGAAUAAACCCAGAGAGAGAGGGAGAACUCCGAGGGAAGGAGUCCAGCAUUGCUCUCUUCUCCCCUACCGUCCCCCAAGCGGUGGGGGAACGACCAGAAGUGUUUUUAAAAGGGAUCCGGAGACGCGAGUAAAGGAAAUACGUUUUCCUUUCGUGGAAUCUACUUUUUAUUUUUUCGGUAAUUAGUCAAAAAUAUGGCCGAUAAUGUCCUGGAGUCCGGCCCGCCUUCAGCCAAGAGGCCCAAGCUGUCCUCCCCGGCUCUCUCCGUGUCUGCCAGUGAUGGGAAUGAUUUUGGUUCGCUCUUUGACCUGGAACAAGACCUCCCAGAUGAACUCAUCAAUUCCUCGGACCUGGGUCUGACCAACGGAGGGGAUGUCAGCCAGCUCCAUACCAGUCUGGGUGGACUCGGGAGAGGGCUUGCUUUGGGAGGCCAGGAUGCCGCCACGAAACACAAACAGCUGUCCGAGCUCUUGCGAGCUGGAGCACCAGGACAUCAGGGUGGUCCAAAUUCUAACAGCACGGCACCCGGGGCUUCCAUGGGGAUGAUGGGGGGUGUCGGCGCCUCCCAUGGUGGACCUCAGGGCCAGCAGCCGCAGCAAGCUGGAUUAAUGCAGCAGAUUGGGAUGGUUGGAGGGGCGGGAGCCCUCAAUCGGGCAGCUGCCAUGAUGGGUGCCCAGAAGGGUAACACUGGACAGCAGCAAGGCCUGAUGGGAGGCCAGGUGAUGAAUGGCUCGCCAAGAAUGGGUUACCCUGGCAGUGCAGGCAUGGGUAACAGUAGUAAUAUGUUGGCGGAAACCCUACAGCACCAGAGCAGUCAGCAAAUGGGGCACGGGGGUCCGGCAGGAAUGAGACCGCAACAGCCCGGAGGACUGAACAAGAUGAGUAUGAUGGCCAACGCGGGCCCCUAUGGCGGUCCGUAUGGCCAGUCGGGUCAGGGGCUCCCAGGAGCAGGGCUGGGCCCACAGCUCCAGAACAAGGUGGGCCUGCCCAACACCAUGGCCUCCCCGUUCAGCAUGGACAAGAAGGCCCCGCCGGGUCAGGGCAUGCCUGGAAUGCAGCAGCAGCAGCCUGGACCAGUCGGCGGUGUCUCCGGCAGCGGAGUGGCGGCAGUGGGAGGCGCCCAGGUUGGGCUCAGUGCUGUCGGGGCUGGUCCCGGCACAGCGCCCCCCACAGCAGACCCCGAGAAACGUAAGCUGAUUCAACAGCAGUUGGUCCUUUUGCUCCACGCGCACAAGUGCCAGCGGCGGGAGCAGGCCAAUGGGGAAGUGCGGCAGUGCAACCUGCCCCACUGCCGCACCAUGAAGAACGUGCUCAACCACAUGACUCAUUGCCAAGCUGGCAAGUCCUGCCAGGUGGCACACUGUGCCUCAUCCAGACAGAUCAUCUCUCAUUGGAAGAAUUGCACACGACAUGACUGUCCUGUAUGCCUGCCACUGAAAAACGCUGGAGACAAGCGGAAUCAGCAGUCUCUUGUUAACAGUGCAGGAGUUGGCUUGGUGAACUCUUUAGGCUCAGGGGUUCCUGGUGGACCGUCCAACACGCCAAACUUGAACCCUCCCAACCAGAUUGACCCCAGCUCCAUAGAAAGGGCCUAUGCUGCACUAGGCCUCACUUACCAGGGCAACGCAAUACCACAACAGCCAUCACAGGCCAACAUGUCCAGCCAGGGGCUGCAGGGUCAGCCUGGAAUGAGGAAUCUAAACACCAUGGGUGGAAACUCUAUGGGAGUGAAUGGUGGAGUGGGAGUGCAAUCGCCCAACCAGCAGUCCAGUCUACUGCCAAACGCCCUGUUGCACGGCAACAUGAAUGCACAGAGUUUACUGAAUGAUGGACUAGGGAACCUAGGCUCCAUGCCCACUGCAACUCCACCUUCUGCUGCUGGCAUGAGGAAGUCUUGGCAUGAAGACAUUACGCAGGAUCUCCGCAACCACCUUGUCCACAAGCUUGUGCAGGCCAUCUUCCCCACUCCUGAUCCAGCGGCUCUGAAGGACCGGCGGAUGGAGAAUCUGGUGGCCUACGCUCGAAAAGUAGAGGGAGACAUGUACGAGUCGGCCAACAGUAGGGCGGAAUACUACCAUCUGCUGGCAGAGAAGAUCUACAAGAUCCAAAAGGAGCUGGAGGAGAAGAGAAGGACACGACUCCAGAAGCAGGGCAUCAUGCCUGGCCAAGGUGGCAUGGGCUCCCCAGGCCCCCCGCAGGUGCCUCCCAGCAUGGGACAGCUGUCCAUGACUCCUGGGCAACCCCCAAAUGGUCCUCACGCUGAUCCGUCCAUGGUCAGACCGUCUGGACCCAAUCAGAUGGUCAACAGGAUGCAGAACCCACCAGGAAUGAAUCAGUUUGCUCAGAUGGGGAUGCAGUCGAUGGGUCAGAGGUCUCCUCUUCCUAAUAAUUCGCCAAUGAAUCAGAUGGGUAUGGGAGCGGCAAGGAUGGGUCAGCCUAAUGCAACACAGCUACAGAACCAGUACUUCCCUUCGGGACAGUUUCCUGCAUCGAGUCCUGGACAUGGCUCCAGUCCUAUUGGCAUGAAUCAACAAGGAGCACAGACUGCUGUGCCUCCGAAACAAAUGUCGACGCCGCCUUCGCUCCCAGCCAGCAGCCCAGCAGCACAGUCCGCCUCUUCUGCUCCAGGCUCCGCUACGGCUGUCGGCCCCAUGGGUUCUGUUAGUGCCAGUGGUGCUGGGUCUCUACCAAACAUGCCUCCAUCCUCGGCCUCCACCCAGAACAACUCCUACCCUCACUGCCCACCCAUCCGAACAAACUCCCCAUCACCGGCACGCAGCUUAACGCCUCAACCGCAUCAAACACCCCCAACAUUACCUCGAUCUCAGACACCACAGCCACAGACUCCCAGCACGCAGCAGCAACAGCAACAGAAACAACUACAGCAGCAACACCACCAACAGCAGCUACAACAACAACAACACCACCACCAACAGCAGCUACAACAGCAACAAGCGUCGCAGCAGCAGCAGCAGCAGCAGCAGCAGCAGCAGCAACAACAGGCAUUGCAACAGCAGCAACAGGCAUUGCAACAACAACAGGCUUCACAACAACAACAACAACAGCAGCAUCAGCAUCUACAGCAGCAGGCUUUACAACAACAACAACAGCAGCAGCAGCAGCAGCAGCAACAAGCUUUACAACAACAGGCUUCAAAACAACAACAGCAGCAACAACAUGCUUUACAACAACAGCAGCAGCAACAACAUGCUUUACAACAACAACAGCAGCAGCAACAACAUGCUUUACAACAACAGCAGCAGCAACAACAUGCUUUACAACAACAACAGCAGCAGCAACAACAUGCUUUACAACAACAUCAGCAACAGCAACAGGCUUUACAACAACAGGCUUCAAAACAACAACAACAGCAGCAACAAGCUUUACAACAACAACCACCACAACAACAAGCUUCACAGCAGCAGCAAUCAGGGCAAGAGGUGAACUCUGAGAAGGCUAUGCAGCUACCACAGCAGACGCUCGGCAGUUCGGCAUCCUCGGGCCUUCAGGGAGGUCAUGGUUCUUCGAAGCCUACCCAGAAUGCUCAUGUGCCAUCGCAACGGCCGCAGACCCCACUGUCACCGAAGCCUUCUCUGACAGCAGAUGGUCCGGUGUCCUCUCCCAGCUCAGUCAGCAGCAGCGCCAAUCCCAGCUCCCAGCUAACCCAGGUGGACGGCCCUGCUCCCAGCCAGGAAGACUCCAAUGUGGAGGUGAAGAAGCAGGAAGAUGAGGACGAAGGAGCUGACACUGAAGGAGAGGGCAAGGGGAAGAUGGGCAAGGGUCAGCAUGACGUGAAGACAGAGGAGAAACCAGAGAUAAAGAAAGAGAAGCCGUCAGGAGACGGGUGUAAAGGUGAGCCUAUGGAUACGUCUUCAUUCUCGGCUUCAUCGUCGGUAGCAACGGGGGAAGAAAAGAAGCCGGAUGUGAAGCAAGAGCCCGAAGAGGAUGGGGCAGGAUCAGCAUCCAACAGCAGCUCCCCAGCCAGCGCUCAGAGCAAGAAGAAAAUCUUUAAGCCGGAGGAGCUGCGUCAGGCUCUGAUGCCCACCCUGGAAGCUUUGUACCGGCAGGACCCAGAGUCCCUUCCCUUCCGUCAGCCGGUGGACCCCCAGUUACUGGGAAUACCCGUACGUAUUCGAACUAGUAACAAAACUAACCUGCAGGACUACUUUGACAUAGUGAAGAACCCCAUGGACCUGUCGACCAUCAAGCGGAAGCUGGACACGGGACAGUACCAAGAGCCCUGGCAGUACGUGGAGGAUAUCUGGCUGAUGUUUAACAAUGCCUGGCUGUACAACCGCAAGACGUCCCGCGUCUACAAGUACUGCUCCAAGCUGGCAGAGGUGUUUGAGUCGGAGAUUGACCCCGUCAUGCAGGGCCUGGGAUACUGUUGUGGGAGGAAGUUUGAGUUUUCCCCGCAAACUUUGUGCUGCUAUGGAAAACAAUUAUGCACCAUCCAACGUGACGCUGCCUAUUUUAGCUACCAGAACAGGUACCACUUCUGUGAGAAGUGUUUCAACGAAAUCCAGAGCGAGAGUGUUUCCUUGGGGGACGACCCCUCGCAGCCUCAGACGUCCAUCAACAAAGACCAGUUUCAACGAAAGAAGAACGACACACUCGACCCAGAGUUACUUGUGGAAUGUGGUGACUGCGGUCGUAAAAUGCACCAGAUCUGUGUCUUGCAUCAUGAUACCAUAUGGCCGUUAGGCUUUGUUUGUGACAACUGCCUCAAGAAGGCUAACAAGACGCGGAAAGAGAACAAAUACGCAUCCAAAAGACUUCCUCAUACCAAGUUGGGGUGCUAUUUGGAGACGCGAGUCAACGAUUACAUCAAGCGGCAGAACAUCCCGGAUUCUGGCGACGUCACCAUCCGCGUGGUCCAUGUGUCAGACAAGGUGGUCGAGGUCAAGCCGGGCAUGAAGUCCAGGUUUGUUGAUAGUGGAGAGAUGUGUGCCUCCUUCCCCUACCGGAUGAAAGCCCUGUUCGCUUUCGAGGACAUCGACGGAGCGGAUGUGUGUUUUUUUGGCAUGCACGUUCAAGAGUACGGCUCGGACUGCCCGCCGCCCAAUCAGAGACGAGUGUACAUCUCUUACUUGGACAGCGUACACUUCUUCCAACCACGACAAAUCAGAACUGGAGUCUACCACGAGAUCCUGAUCGGUUACCUGGAGUAUGUCAGGAGGCAGGGAUACACAACGGGUCAUAUCUGGGCCUGUCCACCCAGUGAAGGGGAUGAUUACAUCUUCCAUUGUCACCCAAUGGAUCAGAAGAUCCCCAAGCCUAAACGAUUGCAGGAAUGGUACAAGAAGAUGCUGGACAAGGCGGUUGCUGAGCGCAUUGUCCACGAUUACAAGGACGUCUUCAAGCAAGCCACAGAGGACCGGCUGACCAGUGCCAAGGAGCUGCCAUACUUCGAGGGCGACUUCUGGCCCAACGUGCUGGAGGAGAGCAUCAAGGAGCUGGAGCAGGAGGAGGAGGAGCGGAAAAGGGAGGAGAACAGCACCUCCAAUGAGAGCACAGAUAUCACAAAAGGUGACAGCAAGAAUGCCAAAAAAAAGAACAAUAAAAAGACAAGCAAGAACAAGAGCAGCAUGAGCCGAGCCAAUAAGAAGAAACCAGGGAUGCCCAAUGUUUCCAAUGACCUUUCCCAGAAACUCUACGCCACCAUGGAGAAACAUAAGGAGGUCUUCUUUGUCAUCCGACUCAUCGCUGGCCCCACCGCCAACUCGCUGCCCCCCAUCACUGACCCAGACCCUCUCAUGGCCUGUGACCUGAUGGACGGACGAGAUGCCUUCUUAACUCUGGCCAGAGACAAGCAUCUGGAGUUCAGCUCUCUCAGGAGGUCCAAGUGGAGCUCCAUGUGUAUGUUGGUGGAGCUGCACAACCAGAGUCAGGACCGCUUUGUCUACACCUGCAAUGAGUGUAAACACCAUGUGGAGACCCGCUUCCACUGCACUGUGUGUGAGGACUAUGACUUGUGCAUCACCUGUUACAACACUAAAGGUCAUGAGCACAAGAUGGAUAAGCUGGGGCUCGGACUGGACGACGACAGCAACAACCAGGCGGCGGCAGCCACCCAGAGCCCUGGAGAUUCUCGCCGCCUCAGCAUCCAACGUUGCAUCCAGUCACUGGUCCACGCCUGCCAGUGUCGCAACGCCAACUGCUCCCUGCCGUCCUGCCAGAAGAUGAAGCGUGUUGUUCAGCACACCAAAGGCUGCAAGCGCAAGACAAAUGGCGGCUGUCCUAUCUGCAAGCAGCUCAUUGCUCUAUGCUGCUACCAUGCCAAACACUGUCAGGAGAACAAAUGUCCCGUCCCGUUCUGCCUGAACAUCAAGCAGAAGCUCCGGCAGCAGCAGCUGCAGCACCGCCUCCAGCAGGCCCAGAUGUUAAGAAGGAGGAUGGCCAGCAUGCAGAGGGUGGGGCAGCCAGCUGUAGGGCCGCCAGGGGGAAAUAUGGUAGGACUUCCUUCGCCAGGGAACAAUGUUACCACAGCACCCAGUACCCCAACAUCUGGUGGAACACAGCCCCCAACACCCCAGACACCCACGCAGACCAUGCCUUCAGGCGCACAGCAAGGAAUGUGUCCUGGACCUGGGGUUCAGCAGCAGCAGCAGCAACAUCAACCGCAGCAAGGUGGAAUGCCUCCACAAAGUGGCAUGACUUCUCAACACCCUCUUCACCACCAGUUCCCGCAGAUGGCGGUUGGAGGAGGCGGGCCUGGGGGGAUGAUGGGUUCUCCACAACAUCAGCAGCAGAUGCUUUCUCAGGUCCAGCAGCAUAGUGGAGCAGGGUCCAAGCCUCAACAGCUCCAACAGCACCCCAACAAUUUGCCUCAAUAUGCCAACAGACCCCCGGGCUCAUCGCCAAUACAUCAAUCCCAGGGCAAACCAAUCCAUGGCUCUGCAACGCCUCCCCAACAGCAGCUUGGUGGCGCUGUCAUGGCUGGAAAUGUUGGUGGCCAGCAACCUCCUGGCCAGUCCCAGGGCCAGCCUUCCCUGCCACAGCAUCAACAACAGCCCCCUUCUGGUCCGCCACCAGCAGCAGUAGAAAUUGCCAUGAAGAUCCAACAGGUAGCCGAUGCUCAGAGGAAGAUGGGUCUGCAAAGACAAGCAGCUGCGGGCUUGAUGCCUCUUCACCCUCAUCAUCAACAGGGUCAGGGUCAACAGAUGGGCAUGGGACACCCAGGGGCCGGAGGGAUGGUUGGAAACCAGGGUAUGACACCACAGAGCCAAGCAGCAGCAGUUCGGGCCCACAUGGAUCAACAACAAAGUGCUCCACCAGGUAUGAUGGUUGCUGCUGGUGGCCCCAUACAGCAACCCUCUCAGCAGGGUCAGCUGCCCCCUCAGGUACAGCUUCAACAGCAGCGGAUGGGUGCUGCACAUCAAAACCUACAACAGCAGCAGUGGGCUGGCCAGGGGAUGCCACCUCAGCAGAGGCAAGCUAUGAUGAACCAAAUGAGCCAUCCAGCCAUGGUGGCAGCUCAGCAGCAGCAGCAGCAACAGCAGCAACAGCAGCAACAGCAGCAACAGCAGCAACAGCAGCAGCAACAGCAGCAACAGCAGCAACAGCAGCAACAGCAGCAACAGCAGCAGCAGCAGCAACAACAGCAGCAACAGCAACAACAGCAGCAGCAGCAACAACAGCAACAACAGCAGCAGCAACAACAGCAGCAGCAGCAGCAGCAGGCUCAGAACCACGCUGCCUUGAUGAAUAUGGCACAGCAACAAGGUGCUGGUGGUGGGAUCCCUGGGGGAGUCCCAGGAGCUGGUAUUGCAGGUGGGAACAUCCCACAGGCUGCUCUUCAGGAGCUUUUAAGAACUCUCCGGUCGCCCAGCUCACCACUCCAGCAGCAGCAAGUCCUCAACAUCUUGCGGUCAAACCCACAGCUCAUGGCUGCUUUUAUCAAGCAACGGGCCUCAAAAUAUAAGGGAGCCCAGGGGGGGGCAGGUGGAGUCCCUGGACUUCCUGGUUCCACGGGAGGUGCUGUUGCAAAUGCUCUGGCUGGAGGAGGCCCACAGAUGAACAUGAAUACUGCAGGUGGUGGCCAACCAGGGAUGCAUAUGGGGGGUCAGGGAGGGGCAAAUGUUAAAAUGGCAACCAUGGCCCAGCUACAGCAGCAGCAACAACAGCUACAGCAGCAACAACAACAGCAACAACAGCUACAGCAGCUACAGCAGCAGCAGCAGUUACAACAACAGCAGUUACAGCAGCAGCAGCAGAGGCCGAUGCUCACCGGCUUGCAACAGCAGCAAGUGGCAGCUCUCCAACAACAACAGAUGCAACAACAACAACAACAACAGCAGGUGCAACAACAACAGCAAGGUGGCGUAAGAGGUGUACAGGGCCAGGGGUCACAGAUGGGGAAUCUCAACAGUCCCCAGUUCAGAGACCUGCUCAUGAGACGACAUCUCCAGCAGCAGCAGCAGCAGCAACAGCAGCAUCAACAAAUGGGAGUAAAUCACGUUCAGUUCCAGCAACCACAGCUAACACAGGGGCAGGGCUACAUGGCACAGCCAGGGAUGCAGCCUCCCUCAGUGGGACAGGGCCCACCUGGAGGUCUGCCUCUUGGCCCUCCGCAGCCUGGUGGUCCCCCAGGCCAGCAGGGCCAAGGUUACCCAGGGUCGGUGGCCCAACAGCAGGCAGCAAUCCAGCAGAGGCUCCAGCACCAUCUUCAGAUGCAGCAGCAGAAUACCAUGGCUGGCCUGCCAGGGGGUGAUGCUGGGCCAGGCGGAGGGGGUGUAGGAGGUCCUCAGCAGCCACCUCAGGGCCCUCAGCCCACUCAAAGUGGACCCCAACCUCAGGCCAUGCUCCAACAGGCCCUCCACCAGAGGCUGCUCCAGCAGCAACAGCAACAGCAACAACAACACCAGCAUCAUCAUCAGCAGCAGCAGCAGCAGCAGCAGCAGCAUCAGCAUCUGGGCCCUGGGGGUUCACCAGCCCAGCACAGCAAUCCCAUGAGCCCGCAGCAGAUGGCACAAUCCCCACACCUGCAGGGCCAGGCGCUGUCCACAUCGCUGGCCAACCAGGUGCGAUCCCCACAGCCUUCACCCAGACCCCAGUCCCAGCCGCCACACUCCAGCCCCUCCCCGCGCAUGCAGCCCCAGCCCUCUCCACAUCACAUCUCCCCCCAGAUGCAGACGGGGUCCCCACACCCAGGCCACCUAAACCAGCACCACCCGGGCAUGGUAGUUCCUCAACAACAGCAGCCAACGACCCAGCAGCAACAGAACUCUAUGGAGCAGUUUGGGUCGGACCCGAGCGCCAUGCUGUCCCAGCUGAGUGGCAUGGCAGGUCUACAUGGGCCGGGGGGCAACGGUCAGGACCAGUUGAGCCAGAAUAUGAAUCACAAUCCUUUAGACAUCAUGUAGGAAUUCUACUUAGCGUGUUGAGUGGAGCUGAAAGGCUCAGUGAUUCUUCACACGAACUGCACUCACCCAGGACAGUGUUAUUGUUAUUACUUAGCCUUUCUUUUUUAUACCAUUAUUAAAUGUUAUUUAAAAUGUUUUCAAUAAAGAUGCAUUGAACUGAACUUCCUAUGGGAGAUGAACAAUAAAUCAAGCAGUCCUUAAAUAAAUUAGAAUAAAUUAAAUGUAAGUUAUUGCUGUUAAUAUAUUUUUUUUUUGCCAAUUGUGGACAUAGGGGGGCGGUUUCACUCCCUCACCUCCACCUCUCGCUGAAUACUACGAAGGUGAUAUUUUUGGGGGGUAAAUAGGAGUUCUUGCCUUUUUUUUUAAGAAAUGUUUUUAGGAAUAAAAAAGUGGUCAUGGAUUAAAGUGGAAAUGAUUUAAUGCAAAUAACUAUUGUUUCCCCGUGAGUCAGUAAAUAUUUUUAUUUGGCAAAUUAAUGUGGAUUAUUAUUAAUGUAAAUCCAAACAUGAUGCAUAUCCUUAUGGGUUUUUUUGUUAAAUGUUUGGGUUUACUUAUUUAUUUUCUCUUGGGGGGGGGGGGGGUUUAUGUGCACCGAGACUGCUAUAAUUCGUAUAGAAAUAUAUUUUUGUUAUUGACUGGGGUAGUGAAUAUUUCAUUUCACGUUAGAUGUCUUUAGUUGGGUCCGUCCAGGUGGGAACAAUGAAUUGUCAGUAUUGUAUUGCAGUGGUUGGGGCUCUGCUGUGAAUUGAGAUGUUGAACGGACUUAUUGUGACGCCAUGGCCAGCUUCUGAAUCGGACGUGGACCAUGCUGGAAGGGACUCCUCCCUCGCUAACGUGCUAGCCCUCUCCCUCGAAUGUGUGUGCACUCCUUCCUUUAAAGACACUUCAUAUGGAGCAGUGGAGGCUUGGGGAGGGGGAAUGCAUACCUGUGUGCCUGAAACAUUUAGAGUACAUGGGCUGGGAUGUGAAGAAAAUGGGUUGGAUGGGCUCCUUUUUAGUGUUUUUAGGAUUCUUCUGUUUUGGAGUAAACAGAGGAUUUUGAUCCAAAUGAACUGUGUUGCACAGAAAUUAGGAGAAAAGUAGGAGCUGUGAGCACUCCGUCUCUUUCUGCCUCGUCUCCUUUGCUGCUCUCCUUGGACUUUAUAUCCUCCCUACUCUUCUCCUGGGAGAAGUUUCUCCAUCCUCUUUCUGCAUAAACUUUGGGAUUUUAAUUUAAUAUUUUUUACUGUACAAAGGAAACACAAACUGUGGACUCAUACUGUUUUUUUUAAAGGUUUUUUUAUAAUAAAAUAAAUUACGAACAGCAAGGAGUCCUGCAUGUUGAGUAUUUGAUGAAUGACUAGUACAACUAGUUUUAUAGAGACCAUGGCUCUGCAUUUCCAAGACCUAAAUUCUGGCUCACUUUUAAUUUAGCUCCAUCACCAUGGAAACCUAUGCUGCACACAUAAGGGACACCCAUAUUGAACAAUAAGGGGAUGAGUAAAAAUGACUUUCUGCGCACGUCUCCACGCAGGGUUUCAAAUACUAACAAACGUAGGGCUAGUUUACCAAAGGGUCCUGUUGAUGGCUUAAUGCCUUGUAAAUUAUGUUUGUUAGUGUGAAACCCUCCCUCGCAAUACCACCACUUUAAUCCAGACAU
Pungitius pungitius (ninespine stickleback) is the source of this 12860-nucleotide messenger RNA. RefSeq names its product histone acetyltransferase p300. Bases 2051 to 11221 code for a protein of 3056 amino acids. Gene Ontology annotation, cellular component: transcription regulator complex; histone acetyltransferase complex. Gene Ontology annotation, biological process: positive regulation of transcription by RNA polymerase II. The record is from RefSeq and is a predicted model, not a curated record. Lineage: Eukaryota; Metazoa; Chordata; Actinopteri; Perciformes; Gasterosteidae. The transcript has 30 exons. Gene Ontology annotation, molecular function: transcription coactivator activity; zinc ion binding; protein binding.